AUGACGACUAAUUCUAUAAAAGAUAAUGCGAAAAACGAACAAACGGAAAUAGUCACCAUUUCCACCACCUCUUCCCUCACCACAACUAAUUAUAAUGAUAACAAUAUCACCAAAGAAUCACCGAAUUCUCCUUUUAAAAAACUCGAAGAAGAAUCGGAUUCUGAGCCACCAAAGAAAAAGCGAGGUAGAAAGAAGAAAGUGGAGGAUGAAGAAGAGUCCGACUUUGAACCCCCAAAGAAAAAGCGAGGUAGAAAGAAAAAAGUAGAGAGUGAAGAAGAAUCGAAUUCCGAGCCACCGAAGAAAAAACGAGGUAGAAAGAAGAAAUUAGAGAGUGAAGAAGAGUCGCAUUCCGAGCCACCGAAGAAAAAACGAGGUAGAAAGAAGAAAUUAGAGAGUGAUAGAACGACAAAAGAAGGAUCAGUUGCGAAAUGGGUUAAUGGAAUAUUCAAAGAUUUGAGGAUUUUUAUUAUACCACAAAAUAUUGAUAGAGUGAGAUUGGAAUUUUUAAAAUCGAGGAUUAAGGAAAGGGGCGGAUCGGUAUUAGAAGCAUUUGUUAUUCUUGAUGUGACGCAUGUCAUUACAGAAUUAAAAGGAAAAAAAGUGAUUCAAGCUUUAAAUCUAAAUAAAGUGGAAGAAUUAUUGGAGCAUGGAAUAAAAGUCAUCAAUGCGAAUUGGGUCUCGGAUUCAAUCAUGUAUAAUAAACUUUUAGAGAUCGAUAAUUAUGUUGUCCAUUUAAAUGUCACAAGAUCACGCGACGCUACUAUCGACACAAUCCAAGUCACGUCGAAUUCUAAAAGAAAACUCGAUGAGAAAGACGAGACAACUAUUACUACCAACACCGAUGAAAUACCCGCAAAUUAUAAUAGCGGUUCGGAUUUCGGAAAUACUUCCCAAGAUCCCCUAAAAGAAAUCAUUGCAGAAGCAAGGCAUCUUACUGAAGAGGGCAUCUAUUCGGAUGAAGAAGACGACGAUUAUGAUCAAGAGGAAUCAAACACAUCUACUAGACAUCAUAAAUCCAUAAAUGCAACGGAAUCCACUGGGGAUGAAUCAACGACAUCGCAUUAUAUUGCUAACACCACAUCUGAUAGUGAUAACGAUCAAAGAAAUAAACCAGUUUCGCCAAUAAAUAAAACAGGAGAAGGAGAAAUUUUCCGUUUGAAAACAACGAAUAAAUCUUAUGGAUAUCGACCUCAAAAUUCUUUCUUCCAUUAUCGUCAUGGAGCAAUUAAUGAAAAUCCGAAUAAAUUAAUUAUUGACAAGCUUAAUUUGAUAUUGGAAUAUUAUCAAAAAACAAAUAAUGAUCAAUGGAGAAUUUUGGCCUAUCGCAAAGCUAUAUCUGCUUUGAAGAAUCAAAAAAAACCAAUAACUUCUUAUGAGGAAGCUAAAGAAAUCCCUAAUAUCGGAGAUCGUACAGCAAAGAAGAUUGCGGAAAUUAUUGAAACAGGUCAUCUCAAAAGGUUAGAUAAUUUUGGAGAAGCUGAACCUGUCUUGACGAUGUUUACAAAAAUUCACGGCGUCGGAGUUACUCAAGCACUUAAGUGGUACGCUCAAGGAUAUAGAACACGCGAAGAAUUGUUAAAGCAUGUUAAAUUGACUAAUGCACAGAGAGCAGGAAUUCUUUGUUUUGAAGAUUUGCAAGAACGUAUGAACAGAUACGAAGUGGCGAAAAUUUUCAAGUUUGUAGAAGAUGCAGCACAUAGCAUUGACUCUAAAUUAGAGUGUAUUGUAGGUGGUUCUUAUAGACGUGGACAACCAACCUGUGGAGAUGUAGAUAUUCUAAUAACAAGAGAUGAUUCUGAUGGCAAAAAAAUCGACGGGAUAUUGUCGCAAUUGUUAAAAAUUCUACACGAAAAAUCCUUUAUAAAAUACGAUUUGGGGCGCAGCAGUUCUGGUCAAAAAUAUUUAGGAAUUUGUCAAAUGCCGCCAAAUGGAAAAUGUCGUCGUUUUGAUAUUUUCAUUGUCCCUUUUAACGAAUAUGGAGCUGCUUUGUUAGCGUAUACCGGAAACGAUAUUUUUAAUCGCAGCAUGCGAUUAUUGGCUCGUAAAAAGGGAAUGCACUUAAACCAACACGGUCUAUACACCAAUGUUAUUCGUGAUGCGAAAGACGAAAAGUAUAAUGAGGGCAUCCUUGUUGCUCAAAGAACUGAACAAGAAAUAUUUGAGGCAUUGGGUGUUCCAUAUCGGUAA
This is a messenger RNA of Ambispora leptoticha, 2187 nucleotides long. The record is from the annotation of a GenBank genome assembly. NCBI's taxonomy places the organism in Eukaryota, Fungi, Glomeromycota, Glomeromycetes, Archaeosporales, Ambisporaceae.